UCUUCAGUCAUUGGUGCUGAAAUGCUCGCAUCUUCCACUAUGAAUAGGCUUGAAAUUGAAUUAGUCUAUGCAAUAACAAUUAGAGAAAAAUGGUUCUUGAUUUCACCAUACCAGAAUGGGACCUUUCCACCACUAAAGAUAAGGUAAGCUGUGGCCUCAAGGCUCAACUGAGUUUCAAAUUACAAGACCCUUAUCUCAAGUUGCCUAAUAAUUGCGUCUCCUGGUUUUCUUGCAGAGCAACUGGUGAAGAUCUUCGUAAACUUGUUGAUCCUAAGCUUGGUGAUAAUUACACCAUGGAUGAAGUCUUCAAGGUUAGAUGGCCCGCCCAUCUUGCCAGAGCUUGUACACAAGAAAAUCCUCAACAUAGACCAAGCAUGAGAUCAAUUGUUGUUGCACUUGCAACACUAUCAUCUUCAAACGAGGAUUGGGAUAUCGAAUCUAUUUACGAAAAUAAAGCCUUAGUUAAUCAAAUGUCUGAAAGGUAGCUUCUGCUUAGACCCUUUUUUUUUUCUUUUUUUCUUUUUUUUUUUUGUAAUUUCCAGAGAAAUUACGAUAUUUUUUGUAGCAGAUUGAAGCAUUCAUUGUAUCCCGUAAACUCUAUUAACGGAUAAUAUAUUCUAUCCUCUAUU
Messenger RNA from Rubroshorea leprosula, 629 nucleotides. NCBI's taxonomy places the organism in Eukaryota, Viridiplantae, Streptophyta, Magnoliopsida, Malvales, Dipterocarpaceae. The record is from the annotation of a GenBank genome assembly.